This is a messenger RNA of Hypanus sabinus (Atlantic stingray), 5551 nucleotides long. RefSeq names its product ATP-binding cassette, sub-family B (MDR/TAP), member 4 (gene abcb4). The transcript has 28 exons. NCBI's taxonomy places the organism in Eukaryota, Metazoa, Chordata, Chondrichthyes, Myliobatiformes, Dasyatidae. Gene Ontology annotation, molecular function: ATP hydrolysis activity; ABC-type transporter activity; ATP binding. Gene Ontology annotation, cellular component: membrane. The record is from RefSeq and is a predicted model, not a curated record. Bases 261 to 4052 code for a protein of 1263 amino acids. Gene Ontology annotation, biological process: transmembrane transport.
UCUCACCACACCAGAUGUUUGUCAAGCUCGGCCGCAGUCAGGUCACACACACCUUAUCUCCGGAGGCUGGGAGGAAGCAUCAUACGUGAAUUCAAUUUCCUGUUACAUAAUCUGUUCGGAUUACUAAAGUGAGACUUUGCACCGAAAAUAAAAAAAACAAUUUGUAGUUCAGUCUCCCUUCUGAACAGUCCGCGGAUUUUUCAUCACCGGGUGAAAAACGCGACCCAGUUUAAAGUUUGCUCGGGGAAAAUUGUGAAGAGAUGCCAAAAAAAUACAUGAAGGGAAACACCAAUGCUGAAACACAGGAUGAAGAGUGCAAAAUGAAGAAGAAAGAAAAGGAUCUUGAAGUAGUCAGCCCAUUGGCUUUGUUUCGCUAUGCGGAUGGUAAAGACAAGCUGUUGAUGGUGCUGGGUAGCAUUAGUGCCAUAGUUCAUGGAGUUGGCUUACCUCUCAUGAUCAUAGUGUUUGGAGAUAUGACUGACAGCUUUGUUGAUCAUGGACUUAUGCAAAAUUUAACAAAAAAUUCAUCACUGAAUUUCACAGGUGAUUUCCCAGAAACAUUGGAGGAACAGAUGACAAGGUAUGCCUAUUACUACGUAGCAAUAGGAGGAGGUGUUUUGAUAGCAGCCUUUAUGCAGAUUGCUUUCUGGUCACUGGCAGCAGCAAGGCAGAUAAAGAGGAUAAGAAAGGAAUUUUUUCAUGCUAUAUUACGUCAAGAAAUGGGAUGGUUUGAUGUAAAUGACAUUGGAGAGAUCAACACCCGACUAACAGAUGAUAUUUCAAAAAUAAGUGAUGGAAUUGGUGAUAAAAUAGGUAUUCUCAUACAAACACUGACAACCUUCAUUGCUGGCUUUGUGAUUGGCUUUAUUAAAGGAUGGAAACUGGCACUGGUGAUUUUGGCUGUGAGCCCAGUUCUGGGAAUCUGUGCAGUAAUCUGGUCCAAGGUACUGACGUCAUUUACAAAACAGGAGCAAGAUGCCUAUGCAAAAGCCGGAGCAGUGGCAGAGGAGACGUUUUCAGCUAUCAGAACAGUGGUAGCUUUUGGAGGACAAAAUAAAGAAGUUACAAGGUAUCUCCAAAAUUUAACCGAAGGCCAGAAACUUGGAAUCAGAAAGUCCAUUAGCAGCAAUAUAGCAAUAGGUUUAACCUUCCUAAUAAUCUAUGGAACAUAUGCUUUGGCAUUCUGGUAUGGAAGUACUCUUGUUUUGGAAGAGACCUAUACAGUUGGAAAAGUGCUUACGGUGUUUUUUGCAGUCUUAAUUGGUGCAUUUUCCAUUGGUCAAACUUCACCACAUAUUGAAGCAUUUGCCAGUGCAAGAGGAGCAGCACGUAAGAUCUAUCAGAUUAUGGACCAGGAACCAUUAAUUGACAGUUAUUCAGAAAGUGGACACAAACUCAAUCAAAUUAAAGGAGAUGUGGAAUUUUUAAAUGUGCAUUUCAAAUAUCCCUCACGACCUGAUGUUAAGAUAUUGAAGGGUCUGAACUUGAAGUUUCAGAGUGGGCAAACAGUUGCACUGGUUGGCAGCAGUGGUUGUGGGAAGAGUACCACUAUUCAACUUCUGCAGAGGCUAUAUGAUCCUGAAGAUGGGAUGAUAAUGCUUGAUGGACAUGAUAUCCGGUCCUUGAAUGUUAGGCAUCUCAGGGAAUUUAUUGGCGUGGUGAGUCAGGAGCCCAUCCUCUUUGCCACCACAAUUGCUGAAAACAUUCGUUAUGGUCGUGAAGAUGUCAGUAUGGCUGACAUUGAAGAGGCUACCAAGGAAGCAAAUGCUUAUGAAUUCAUUAUGAAAUUGCCAGAUAAAUUUAAUACGCUAGUUGGAGAAAGAGGCGCUCAGCUAAGUGGAGGCCAGAAGCAAAGGAUUGCCAUUGCACGAGCAUUGGUACGCAAUCCCAAAAUUCUGCUGCUGGAUGAAGCGACAUCUGCAUUAGAUGCUGAGAGUGAAGCUACUGUCCAAGUUGCACUUGAUAAGGUACGGAGAGGCCGCACUACAAUAGUAAUUGCUCAUCGCCUGUCAACGGUUCAAAAUGCAGAUAUCAUUGCAGGAUUGGAAAAUGGUGUAAUUGUAGAGCUGGGAACUCAUGAACAACUCAUGAAAGCCAAGGGAAUUUACUACAAUCUGGUCACCACACAGACAUUUAAGAGAGAAGAUGACAAGGAAGAGAGGAAUGAUGUUAAUCUUGAAAAAAGUAGCAUCAAAAAGCCAAAGCAUAGUCAAUUAACACAAGCUAGUGUGCAAAAGGAAGAAAAAGCUGCAGAGAUAAUGAUUGAAAAUGCAGUUGAACAGGAUGAAGAUGUUCCCAAUGUGUCCUUUUUUAGAAUCCUCAAGCUAAACAAAAGUGAAUGGCAUUAUAUGCUCAUAGGAACUUUCUGUGCUGCUAUAAAUGGAGCUAUACAGCCUGCUUUUGCCAUAAUUUUUUCAGAAAUUAUUGGGGUUUUUGCUAAGACAGACAAGGACGUUGUACGCCGCGAGACUGAAUUAUAUUCCCUAUUAUUCUUAGCAUUAGGAGGUAUCUCCUUUGUCACAUUUUUUGUUCAGGGUUUCAGUUUUGGCCAUUCUGGUGAGAAACUAACACUAAGAAUGCGAUUAAAGGCCUUUAAGGCAAUAUUGCGACAGGAUAUUAGCUGGUUUGAUGAUCCUAAAAACAGCACUGGAGCAUUAACAACCAGACUUGCUAAUGAUGCAUCUCAAGUUAAGGGGGCUACCGGUAGCAGGCUUGCUGGAGUUGCUCAGAAUCUAGCUAAUCUUGGAUGUGCAAUUAUUAUUUCCUUCAUCUACGGCUGGCAGCUGACCCUGUUGAUCUUGGGUAUUGUGCCAAUCUUGGCAAUGGCAGGGGUGGUACAGAUGAAAAUGCUCACUGGGCAUGCUAACAAGGAUCGAGUGGAAUUGGAGAAUGCUGGAAAGCUCACUACUGAGGUAGUUGAAAACAUUCGAACAGUUGUAUCUCUAACAAGAGAGAAGAAGUUUGAACAAAUGUAUGAAAGUAGAUUGGCUGUUCCGUACAGCAAUGCCAAAAGGAAGUCUUUCGUUUAUGGAAUCACCUUUGCGCUUUCACAAGCAAUUGUGUUCUUUGCUUAUGCAGCCAGUUUUCGAUUUGGAGCCUGGCUGGUGACACAUAACCAUAUGAACUUCCGGGAUGUUUUUCUUGUAUUCUCAGCAAUUGUGUUUGGGGCAAUGGCUCUGGGACAAUCCAACUCAUUUAUGCCUGAUUAUGCCAAGGCUAAGUUGUCAGCAGCCCGAAUCAUCAUGCUAAUUAACCAAAAACCUUCAAUAGACAGCUUUAGUGAAGCUGGUGAUGUUCCAAGCACAUUUGAGGGAACGGUCAAAUUUGAAGAUGUUGCUUUUAACUAUCCUACUCGCCCCAAUGUGCCUGUGUUAAAAGAUUUAACAAUCAAAGUUGCAAAAGGACAAACCUUGGCUCUGGUCGGGAGCAGUGGCUGUGGGAAAAGCACUACUGUUCAGCUACUGGAGAGGUACUAUGACCCCCAAUGUGGAAAAGUGCUUUUAGAUAACAAUGAUGUAAAGGAUCUCAAUGUUCAGUGGGCUCGAGCACAGAUUGGUAUUGUGUCUCAGGAACCAGUACUGUUUAACUGCAGCCUCGCUGAUAAUAUUGCCUAUGGGGACAACAGCAGGGUCGUAUCCAAGGAGGAAAUAGUAGCUGCAGCCAAAGCUGCCAACAUACAUUCUUUUAUUGAAACUCUUCCAGAGAAAUAUGAAACCUGUGUAGGAGACAAGGGCACCCAGUUAUCUGGGGGACAGAAACAACGUGUAGCCAUUGCUCGAGCAUUAGUCCGAAAUCCUAAGAUUCUGAUCCUAGAUGAAGCCACUUCAGCACUGGAUACAGAAAGUGAAAUGAUUGUCCAAGAAGCACUGGAUAAAGCAAGAGAAGGCCGCACCUGUAUUGUAAUAGCUCAUCGCCUGUCUACUAUCCAGAACGCCAACAAAAUAGCAGUUUUUAAUAAUGGACAAAUUGCAGAGGAAGGAACACACCAGCAGCUUAUGGCUAGUCAAACUCUUUAUUACAAUCUAGUUACUGCACAAACGAGAGAAAACUAAAGAAAAAAUAUUCAAUCAUUAUAUUCAAAUUUAUUUUCUAGUUUGAUUAAUUUUGGUAAAAUUAAAAUUACAUACUGUAUAUUUGUGGAAUCACAAUUUGAAGAUACAGUAAAGAUUAUCAUUAAUUAUUUUCAUUAAUUACAUAUCCAUUAGUUACAUUGAUAAAUAAAUCUCUCCAAAUACAUUGGAGUGAACCUAUUAAUAAACCUGGUUUGGAUUGGUUAGAAGUAAGUUGGUUACUUAUAUAGGGUCCUGUCCUGGACUGCUGCAACAGGCAAGCCUAUGGCUUGAGGCAUAGCCUUUGCUAAAAUUGAGGCCACGUAAUUCCCCUACUGUCUGUCUCACCAAUAAACAAGGAAAAAGGACUUGCAGCAGUUUACCUUAUCAAUGUCCAACAGGGUUUUUCAAAUGCAAGAGAAACAUCCAAGACAAUAACUUGGUGUUAGACUGACCACCGCCUUCAAGCAUCAACUCGAAUGCCUUCCUGUAGCAAGCAGCAACAAGGUCUGUGCCAAGUCCAGCCCAUCUGCCAAUGAGCAACUCAAUGAUGGGGUGGACCAGCAGUACCUGAAGUUCUUACUGUCCAGCAUUGUCCUUCCUGUGAUUGUAAAAAUAAAUGCAUUCAAAAAUGUCAAAACCACCCUUGGUUGACCCCUGAGAGGAGGCUGCGUCCAAACAUGCCAUCAUCUUACUGGAAGUUCUCCUCAUCUAAUACAUUUAUCCACCUGGCAGAAUCUAUUUUUACCCUCAAUAACUUGUCUUUUGAUUAUUCCAACUUUCUAGCGAUCGACUGUGUACCAAUGAACACUGGCAUUAGCCUCAGCUGUGUGUGUUGUUUUGAUGGCUACAUGGAAUAGCACUCCUCUCUAACUGACUUCAGGACCACUCCUCAACUUAUUUUCAAUUACAUCAAACACUGUAUUUUAUCACCUUUGCCACCAAAUUCACCUGGACCAUUUCUGAUAGCCCUUUUACUGGAUUUCUCAGUCUUCAUCUGAGGAGACAGACUGUUAGUAGACUAGUACCUCAACCCCACCCUGUCAUCCUUCAGGGUGCUCUUGCUUUUCUUCAUAAUUUCCUUGUGUUGCCUACAACACAAUGGUAUGAAACUGAAUUCUCCAAUUUCAGGUAACCUGCUCUCAGUGUUCUUUUCCCACUCUUUCCUGUCAACCUCAUUCUCUCUCCCUUUGUUCAAACCUUCCAUUCCUUUUAAACCUCCCCCCCCCCCCUCCGUUACCAAGAUAUAUUACUCGAUUAGUUCUAGGAACCAGGAAUCACUCACAUGUUUAUUCCUGAAGCAGGAUCUUUACCCAAAUUUUGAACAUACAUUUUCUUCCAGAGGUGAAUUCUUCCAGCAGUUCAGUUUAUGUUUUAGUCUCUUGUGCCUCCAAAGUGUAAUGAUUACUGGUGUUACUAUUUUUAUUAUAGCUUUUUCUAAAUUCUGUAUUUACAUUGUUUUCUGUAUUUGACAUUGCACUGAAUUAAAUAUUUUACUUGUA